Messenger RNA from Eurytemora carolleeae, 528 nucleotides. RefSeq lists its product as uncharacterized. Bases 1 to 432 code for a protein of 143 amino acids. The record is from RefSeq and is a predicted model, not a curated record. Gene Ontology annotation, molecular function: protein serine/threonine kinase activity; ATP binding. The transcript has 5 exons. Lineage: Eukaryota; Metazoa; Arthropoda; Copepoda; Calanoida; Temoridae. Gene Ontology annotation, cellular component: nucleus; cytoplasm. Gene Ontology annotation, biological process: protein phosphorylation; mitotic DNA damage checkpoint signaling.
AUGACUUCGAAGUUUUGGGUUAAACUUGUACAAUGUUUUAAUCAUUGUUUAUUUCAGGUGAUAGAUCUUGGUUUAGCAGUAGAAAUUCCUGCAGGAGCUUCAUCUGUACAGGUUGAAAAUGUACAGGGCACUGAACCCUUCCUGGCUCCUGAAUGUUUCACCUCCCAGGUUGUGGUAAAGGAGAAUAAAUCUUUGUUCCUGACAACCCUGACUCAAGCUGUAGAUGUUUGGGCACUUGGAGUUCUUCUCCUUCAUCUUAUUCCACUCACGGGUGAUAUUCCUUCCCCAACUCUUCCAAUAAACUUUAUACUGACAAGGGUUGCCUGGAACCUAGAUACUAUUCCAGGUUUAAGUGAACUUCUUAGUUCUUGUUUAAAAAUGAAUCCUGAUGAACGUCCUCAAGCAAAACAUUUAAUCAAAACAAGAUGGUGACCUUUUCUGGUCUAGAUUAAAGCUUUACAGUGGUCACCAAAAAACAGUAAAUAAUUGUCAUCUUCAUUCUUUUAUCUGAUAAAAAUGUCGCUUUCA